Messenger RNA from Marchantia polymorpha subsp. ruderalis, 1452 nucleotides. NCBI's taxonomy places the organism in Eukaryota, Viridiplantae, Streptophyta, Marchantiopsida, Marchantiales, Marchantiaceae. The record is from the annotation of a GenBank genome assembly.
AUGUUCAAUUGGAUGUUUCUGCAGGGUAUGGGUGUUCUGAUAAUCAACGCAUCUUUGCCCCAAUUCCGGUGCUUGGAUCCAAAGACAUGCCCUGGUGCGCACGGGACCGAUCUGUUAGUGGUAAACUUGGGAAUGUACCUGGUGGCUUUGGGAACGGGAGGAAUCAAAUCCUCCGUCUCGGCAUUCGGGGCAGACCAGAUGGAAAAGGAGGAUCCGAAGGAGGCGAAACUGCUGCCCAGCUACUUCAACUGGCUCUACUUUUACAUCAUGGGGGGUGUCGUCUUGGCACAAACCGUCAUUGUUUACAUCGAGGACAGGAGCUGGGCUUGGGGCUUCGGCUCGCUCGUCAUCAUCAUGGCCAUCGCGCUGAUCUUGCUGUGCGCAGUCCGCAAGAAAUACCGAUACCAGAUAUCUCGUGGUAGCCCCUUCACGGCCCUGGCCAAGGUGCUCGUUGUAGCCAUCAAGAACCGCAAGCUCGCUCGCCCCUCCGAGAAGUCCGGCUUCUACGAUGUCACUCGUCAGGGCGCCAAGCUCAAAGUCGCCCAGACCCACAACAUGCGAUGGCUGGACAAGGCAGCGAUUCUACCAGAAGGUGGGAACGCCAUCGAGCUCGGGGGCUGGGGUAUUGCCACGGUGACGGAAGUGGAGGAUUUCAAAAUGGUGCUGCGAUUGCUGCCAAUUCUUGCGACGACGUGGUACUUCUGGACGGUCCAGGCCCAGUUCUCCACGUUCACAGUUCUCCAGUCGCUGACAUCGGACAGAAGAUUGGGAUCCAAUUUUGUGGUCCCCUCGGCGUCCGUAAGAGUGAUACAAACGCUGGCGGUGCUGGUGGCGCUGAUCUUCUACGACAAAGUGUUUAUGCCCAUGGCCAGGAGGAGAACCGGGCUGAUCAGCGGCAUCACCAGCAUCCAGAGGAUGGGCUGGGGGCUGGUGUGCCCAAUUCUGGCCAUGACGGCUGCUGCCUUGGUCGAGCGCAAGCGGCUGCAAGUGGUGCACGACACCAACUGGGAGCUGAAGCCCUCCGUGCCCAUGAACGACUUCUCCAUGUUCUGGAUCGUCCCGCAGUUCUUCAUCAUGGGCGUGGGCGAGGCGCUCAUCUUCCCGGCUCAGAUCGACUUCUUCUACAACGAGUCGCCCGAGAACAUGCGCUCGCUCGGCACGUCCUUCUGCUUGUGCACUCUGGCCAUCGGAGCCUUCGGCAGCAGCGCCAUCGUGACGGCCGUCAAUUCUGCCACCUCCAACCCCACGCCAUGGCUGCCGAACAAUCUGAACAUCAGCAGACUCGACAACUUCUACUGGCUCAUGGCCGUCCUCAGCAGCGUCAAUCUCGUCGCCUUCCUUCUCGUCUCCAGGUACCACACUUACAAGCAGACUUACUUUGCCGAUUCUCCCCUCGCCUCCUCCUCGAACGAGCACAAGCACGAGCACGAGCAACAGUCCAAGCCAGUCUAA